Messenger RNA from Marasmius oreades (fairy-ring Marasmius), 1973 nucleotides. RefSeq lists its product as uncharacterized. The record is from RefSeq and is a predicted model, not a curated record. Gene Ontology annotation, cellular component: core mediator complex; mediator complex. Lineage: Eukaryota; Fungi; Basidiomycota; Agaricomycetes; Agaricales; Marasmiaceae. Gene Ontology annotation, biological process: regulation of transcription by RNA polymerase II. Bases 2 to 1957 code for a protein of 651 amino acids. Gene Ontology annotation, molecular function: transcription coregulator activity. The transcript has 7 exons.
CAUGGAACAUGCAGAACAUGCAGAACAUUGGAAGGAAAUAAAGCUUUCUCUUGAACGACCUUACAAAAACGACCAAGGACAGUUACUUCCAACCUUAUUCGAUAUUACUCCUGAAGGAGAACUCAUAUAUGAGCCUAAGGAGUCUUCCGCAAAGGUUCUUGGGGAUAAUCUUCGUCGUAUAUUUCAGGAACGUGGAUCCGAUUUCCUCGAGAGAAAUAAAAGCAGUUUUCUCGAAUCGGGUGUCCUAAAUUUUGAAACGGUUACCCAAGAUCGCGAGGAACCUGAACUCGGUGCCAAGGAUGAAGAGACCGAAACAGAUGAGAUGACAGUCAAGCCAAUGACCGUUGAGGAACUAUUUAACAUGCGUAUGGAGAUUAUGCCUCAGCUCUAUAUUGCCCUCGGAGAAAUGAGCCAUGCCAGGGACCUGCUCUCGCUCCUUCUUUCGUCUGCAUCCACGUCUGUACAAUUCCCUUCAACGACUGAUGCUCAAUACCAAAACCAGGACCUAGACACACUCUCAGCUACCAUUGUUAACAAACCUCCCGCGAUAACUCCCCUUCAGGCGUUCAACGCUCAACUCGUGAUAGGUGGGAAAGAUGAAGCACUGAGGAAAGCCGCGGGUCUUUUCAAAGCCGCUGCAGAGCGGAUGGAAAGAGGACGCCUUCGUAGUGAGCAUUACUGGGUUGACGCCCUCAAAAUCAGGCGCACGAAUUGGGGUUUGAUCCCAGCACCAUUACCUUUUGGUGCACCAACAGGAAAGGGAGCUGACAAGAUUACCAAGGAUUUCAUGAUCUCCUAUGGCCUUGAAGAGUCCUCCCCCAUUUAUAGACGGAGAGCAGUUGCUCAGAUGUCAUAUACUGGCGAUAAAAUGAAUGCAGUGUUAUUCCCUCAUAGACAAAAUACUCGCCUCCGUAUCAGCGUGGCUUCCACGAGAGCAGACGGAUCACGAACUGGUGCCUCCAACUCGUAUCAAAACAGACCAGAGGGAGAUAUGGAUCUAAAUAACACUCUCAGAACAGCUCAACGAGAGAACAUUGAGCAAGAAAUCUUUGCCCAGAUCGCGAAGGAAGCAGGAAGAUUACCUACUGCAUCUGCCCGGGUCUCAGAAAGACUGAUAUUAAUCGAUGCUGCUCAGAACACAGAGUUGAAAUUCGAACUCGUUGGCACCGAUGAAUCCGCAGUAGCGGAAGACCAAGAUCCGUUCAGCAAGGCAAAAUGCGACUUUAUCUAUUAUUAUCUACUCGCUCUGCUGCUGCGAAGACACACGCACAACAAGAGAAGUCGUUUAGGGAUGAACGAGCAUUCAAAAUCGUUGGGAGGUAGUAAUUCCCUUCCACCACCCAUACUCCAGCCCGUCAUCGACAUGCUACAGUAUCAAGUAUUCUGCCGAAGAAUCAGAGCAGAGUUGGACGCCGUCUGUUUAGUUUUGACCAAGGCUGGGAUUCCCACAACGUUCCGUUUCAAUGGGGUAGAAGAUAUAGGCAAAGACCUUGUCAAACUAGCUGUUGAGCCUAUCAAUCGACCGAUUGGCGGCGAAGCAACACUCCGAGUUGAUAAUCGAUACACAAUUCGAUUGACUAUGCUGUCUCCGUCUUCUUUGACGGUACAUCUUUCGCAAGCAAGUAUCUCCAUCCUUUCAAUCCCAGAGUUAGGGAAAUUAUUGUCAGACGAGGUUGAAAAGAUCGUCUUGGAACGAAUUUGUGGCCUCGGACGUCAGAUAUGUGAUGACGUGGGCGGAGUAUGGUUUGUGGAUACAAAUCAUUGCGUCGGGCGCUGGGACGGCUGUGCAUUAAACUUUCAUGUUUUCGAAGGAGAGCGCUCUGAACUGAACUGCACAGCGUCGCGAUUCCGACGAAGUAUUAAAGAUGUGACUGUCAACAAAUACGACAGUUCCAGUACCAUGUCAGUUUUGGCCUGGGCACAAGACGUGAUACGUCGCUCAAUAAUAGACGGGUGAUACUUGAGGCAUAGAA